UAAUUGGACCACUUGAGGAGGUUUGAAAAGAAAAGUUACACAUUUCCCAUCUGAGCUGCUACGAGAUUAAAUAUCUGGAAGACUCAUGGUGAGAUCUGUGCUGAAAAUCGAGAAGGAUGUCCUCACUGCAGUCAGAACACGGCGCUGUAGACCCCAACAGUCAGAGUUUCUGGAUGCCUGGGAACUAUCAGCACACUGUGAAGCGAACAGAAGACACCUUCCACGCCUGUAGUGACAUUGUGGCGUGUUUCCGGGAGAGAGCACGUGUGGAGCGGCAGUACGCCCAGCAACUCCGUGAUUGGAGCAACAAGUGGAAGCCAGUGGUGGAGUCCAGUCUACUGUACGGGUCGCUUCGAAAGGGCUGGCAGGGGUUUCUGUCCUCCGCUGACCGUCUAGCUGCCUCACACACCUCCGUCUGUUGCUCCCUGGUGUCAGAGGAUGGAGACCGGGUCCACACCUGGCAGAAGAAUAACUUCCAUAAAAAGUUGUUUGGAGGCUUCAAAGAGUCCCAUGAACUCAAGAAGUCAUUUGCACAUGCUCAGAAACCCUGGGCCAAACGCCUUAAGAAGCUGGAAAAAGCCAAGAAGGUGUAUUUUAAGGUGAGCUGUAAGGAGCAGGAGGCCAGAGAUCGAGACGCUCACGCUCAGGGAAACCCGGACUUCACCAUCGAGAAGCAGAAGAAGAUCGAGGAGGACAGAAUGUUGGCUCACCAUGAGACCGUGAAGGCACGUGCUCACUACGAGAACGCUCUGGAUGACGUGAAUCAGUACGCUCCUCGCUACAUGGAAGCCAUGGAGUCUGUCUUUGAGCAAUCACAGGAUGAAGAACGCAACAGGAUUGUCUUCCUCAAACAGGCCUUCCUGUCCCUCCACAAACACCUGGACACAGCCAACGAUGAGGGUGUGAAGACCAUAUACAAUGAGCUUCACGACAAGCUCACGGCCAUCGACGAGCAGCAGGACCUCCUCUGGUGGAGGAACACCUACGGGCCCGGCAUGCCCACCGACUGGCCUCGCUUUCAGGAAUGGAGACCUGCAAAGGAAAACAUGAAGAGAGUGAAACAGAAAGAAACCACAGAGAAGGCCGUGAUGAUUGGAGGAGUCCGGGUGCGAGCGCUGUACGACUACAUCGGUCAGGACACAGAGGAGUUGUCCUUUCAAGCAGGUGAAGAGUUUCUGAAGGUAAAGGAUGCAGACGAGCAUGACUGGUGUUGGGGGAAGAAGGCAGGAGGCACUGAGGGAUAUUACCCCGCCAACUACGUGGAGGUGGUCUAGUCAGGACGUGGAGACGGAAGACAUGCCUUAGGGACAAAACAGCUUUUAUUAUCGGCCUCCAAGAAUUACAUGUAUCUUGAAGGAUUUUGAGAAAUAAUUUUAUACAGAGUGCGUAGAUGACUUUAAGUCGUAUCAUAAACAAUAGUUUCAUGUAAGUCAGAACCUGUAAACUAUGUUGGACUAUAAAUGUACAACAACGACAGAUAAUGCAUUUCAACAUUUGCAGUAUUUUUAUUUUUAACUUGGUUUAACAGCAUAUUAUAGCUGAAAGCAAAUAAGCUUUGUCUCAGCUGUGACAUUGAUGUUUCCGAGUCCUCGCCCUCUGAGACUGAUUGACGCCUGAGGAGAUCUUACGGAGUCUUGAGGUCAGUGCACAGAGGUGUUUGGUGAUAGUGAUACCUUUUGAUUGAAGGUCCAAGUCUUUAGGGUCCUGGUGUUUCCAGUUAUAUGACUCCAAGUUGAGAAGACAUGCCUCUUAGACUCCACCCCGCCUGUAGGUCCCCUGAAAUCAGAUCUGACAGUCUGCAACUCAACAUCACAUUUGUUAUUUGCUUGUAAUGCUUUUC
Messenger RNA from Thalassophryne amazonica, 1840 nucleotides. Its product is annotated as protein kinase C and casein kinase substrate in neurons protein 2. Gene Ontology annotation, biological process: cytoskeleton organization; plasma membrane tubulation; regulation of endocytosis. Gene Ontology annotation, cellular component: plasma membrane; endosome; cytoplasm. The record is from RefSeq and is a predicted model, not a curated record. The coding region runs from base 117 to 1274 and encodes 385 amino acids. NCBI's taxonomy places the organism in Eukaryota, Metazoa, Chordata, Actinopteri, Batrachoidiformes, Batrachoididae. The transcript is spliced from 10 exons. Gene Ontology annotation, molecular function: phospholipid binding; protein binding.